Messenger RNA from Closterium sp. NIES-67, 20962 nucleotides. The record is from the annotation of a GenBank genome assembly. NCBI's taxonomy places the organism in Eukaryota, Viridiplantae, Streptophyta, Zygnematophyceae, Desmidiales, Closteriaceae.
ACUGCAACCAUCGAAAUGGAGGGCGAGCGAAUGACGGCUGAAGAUGAGAGAUUGUUGGCUGGUAUCGAGCGUGAGGGGAGUGGCGAUGUGUACAAGGGGAGUGGCAGUGGGGUGAGCAGUGACGAUUUGAGUUUUGAGGCGCGUCAGUACAAGGGGAGUGGUAGCAAUGUUAGGGGGGGGGACGAUCUGCGAAGCUCCACUAGCAGGGCGGGCCUAGAGGGCCUAGAAGGUCGAGAGGGUCGAGAGGACCUAGAGGGCCUAGAGGCGCCUCAGAAGGAUGCUACAGGUUGGCCGGGGGGUCAGAGCUUGGCUCAAGUGCGGACUCAGCCUGCUACAGACGGCGGUAUGCAGAUGGAGGGCGCUACAAGUGGGGGCUAUGUGGCACAUGCGAUGGAUGGUAUGCCAUUCAAUGCCGCCGCCGCCGCAGGGGCUGCCGUGCGUGCUGAGAGUCUUCCCCAUGCUGGCGUUGCUUCUGUCUCAGCUGCCGCUGCUGGUUCUCGUGCAGCAACGCCAAUGCCUGGUGUGCAUGUCACUGCUUCUUCUUCUUCUUCUGCUCCUGCUGCUGCUGCUGCUGCUGCAUUCUCGCGAGCAGGAACACCCAUGCCAGGAGUGCAUGCUGCUGGUUUACCUCCUCCUGCUCCUGCUCCUCCUGCCGCUCACCCUGCAAUGCUUUCCCGCUCCACAACUCCCAUGCCUGGACUGCAUGCUGCUGCUGCAUCUCCUCCUCGUCCUCCUCUUCCUCCUGCUGCUGCUUCUCAUGCUGCAGUGCCUGCAUCAUUUUCCCGUGCAUCAACGCCCAUGCCGGGUGUCUACGCUGCCCCCUUGCCUCCUGCUGCUGUCGCCUCGUCUGCUUCUGCUGUGGGCUCUCGCACAGUAACGCCCAUGCCAGGGGUCUACCUUCCGCCUGCUGCUGCUGCUGCUCUUCCUCCCCACCCUCCCCACCCUGCUGCUACUCACUCCAGUCCUUCUCGUGCGUUCUCCCGCACAGCAACGCCCAUGCCGGGAAUCCAUGCUGCUGCAUCUGCUGCUGUCCCUGCAACUGCUACUAGUGCACCUGCUCUCUCCCGCACAGCAACGCCCAUGCCUGGAAUCCAUGCUGCUGCAUCAGAUUCCGUUGCUCCUGCGUCUGCUCCUGUCUUUCCACCUGCCUCUGCUGCACCUGCUCUCUCCCGCAUGGGAACGCCCAUGCCAGGAGAUGCCGGAUCCAAACUGCAGGGCACCGCAAUUCCCACAGCCAGGCAAGGAGCCACAGCCGCAGCCAGAGCCACAGUCAGAGCCAGGGGGGGUGGGCUGGUGCCCACACGCAUACUCGAGUUAGUGCUGCAGGUGCAGGUGGUGCUGCUCAGGGGGUUUGGGCUGGCAUGGAGGGGCCAGGCGCAGUGGGUGGAGCCCAGAGUGGCUGGGAGGUUCGAACGGGCUCUGAGUCAGUCCCUGGCACGUGCUGCUGUGAGCAUGUGUUUUGAUGGUAACGUACUUGACCACUCCCAACCCCAUGCCCACUCUCGCGCCCGCUCCCACUCCUACUCCCGCGCCCACGCCCACUCUUACAACCUCGGCCACAGCAACGACUUUUAUCGCGACCAGGGGCGUUUGCAGAACUCGGAGACGGACGAGGAGGAGGAAGAGAGGCCGUGGCUGCGUAUCAAGCCCCGUGCCACUCAAACCGGCACCGAGCGCAAGCCGCAGCAGAGCACGAGCAGCGUCAGCAGCCGGCAUACCAACAGGACAGAGAGUAUCCUGUGGCCCGCAACUGCACCCAGUUUUGGUGCCGCCGUCGCUCCUGCUGCUGCUGCUACUGCUGCUGGUGGUAGCAUUGCUGCUGCGAGUGGUACUGCUGUGGGUUGGGAGGGGGCAGGGGGAGAUGUGCGGCGAAGGAGGGGGCUCUCCCUGGGUGGAGCUUCAGAGAUUUCGUCCAUCCGGAGCAGGACACGUGGCAGGGGCGGGUCUCUCAGUGACGUCACCAGUCUGGGGAUGAGUGAGGGGGAGGGAGUGACAGAGAGUGAGGGAGUGAGUGAGAGAGGGAGUGAGGGGGAGAGCACGAGGUCAGUUGAGGCAGAACUAGGGGAUCUGAUGGAUGCCUUGGAUGGGGAGCUCUCUCCCUUCUGGACUGCCCAUAACAGUGUGGGGAGCUUGGGCAGCGUUGGAGGGGGCAGGACUGGCAGCAUUGGCAGCGUUGGGAGUAGUCUGGGGAGGAUGCUGAGGGGGAGUGUGGGGAGUUUUAGGUCGGUGAGAGAGGGGGAGGGGGAGGGGGGGAACGGGCGUGUGGGGGAGGGAGUGGCUGGGAAGGAUGUGGGCGGGACAGAGGCAGGGAUGGGUGAGGAGGAGAGGCAGGCGAGGAUGGAUGUGUGGAGAGAAGUGAUGGGGAAUUACUGGGAGUUGAGAGGGGCAGGUGCACAUGGUUUUAGGCAGGAAGGUGCAGAUGUUCACGCACAUGCAGACGCACAUAUGCAGGCAGAUGCAGAGACUGACUCAUACCCAGGCAGCUAUGAUGCUGGUUACGACGACCGGCCCGGGAUUGCCCGCGCAGAUGUGGUGGAUGCGAUGCAUGGUGAUGGCACGGGUCCGAGCAUAAAUGGAGAGGUGCAGGGCAUGUAUGUCCGAGAUGACCUACGGGAUGAUGGAGAGGAGCGAGGGGAGGAGGUUGAUGGUGAGGAGACAGAAGAGGAGGAAGAGGAGGAUGGAGAGAGGGUGGUGGUGGUGUUCAAAACGGCCACCAGAGCUGCAGUGGUGCUUGCAGAGGGGAGCGAUUUGAGCGAUGGGGAUGGUGUUGUUGAUAGGGUAAGUGAUGCUGACGUGGCGAGCUACGCAGAUGUGGCAAGCGAUGUUGACGUGGCACUUGACUCUGGGGUUGCAGACCCGGAGGAUGGUGUGCUUAACGGCAUGCAUGACAUGCGUGAUGAUGAUGAUGGGGAUGGUGGGGAGGAUGGGGAGGAUGGGGCGCUGCAUGAGGAGGAUCCAGAGGACGAGUUGGAGGAGGAAGAAGAAGAGGAGGAGGAUGAGAGGGUGGUAGUGGUGUUUAAGACGGCAACCAAGGGAGCAAUGGUUGAAGAGGAAGAAGAGGAGGAUGAGCAUGAGGACGUGAGAGUUGAUAGUGCUGCCGACCAUGGUCAUGUCUCUAUGUCCGAGCAUGGGUCCCUGACCGAUGGCCAUCUUGAUACGGAUAUCGAGGAUGCUGAUAACGAGUUUGAGGAUGGUGAGAGGGUGGUGGUGGUGUUCAACCGACCCAGGACCGCUGAAAGGAUGCUGGAUAUGGAAGCGGAGAGAGAGGAUAUGGAGGAAGAGGAAGAGGAGGAGGAGGAGGAGGAGGAGGAGGAUGCGGUGCUGCUAGGCAGUGUGGCUGGGGACGCGUUUCAAACAGGCAGCCAAACAGCCAGCCAUGUGGGAAGCCACAUGGGCAGCCCAACAGGGAGUCUUGUGGGUGAGGAGGAAGGAAGCGAGGCAGGGGAGAUGGAGGAGGAGAUUCAUGCCAGUAGCGAGGAUGACAGUAUGGGGGAUGGUGAGAGGGUGGUGGUGGUGUUUAACCGACCCAAAACAGCUGAGAAGAGGGAGGAUAUGGAGGAGGAGGAGGAGGAGGAGAGGGAGGAGGAUGGGGAGAGGGAGGCUGAUGAUGAGGUGAUGCUAGGCAGCGUGGCUGGGGAUGCGUUCCUCCAAACAGGCAGCCAUCCAGGGAGUCAUGUGGAUGAGGAGCUUGGUGCUGGUAGCGAGGAGGGCAGUAUGGAGGAUGGCGAGAGGUUGGUGGUGGUGUUUAAGAGGGCGACACUUGCUGAGAGAGAUGAGAUCGAGGAGGAAGAGGUGGAGGAGGAGGAGGAGGGUCGGAGUGAGAAGGGUUUGAAGCACCAUUCGGAUGGCUUGGAUGUUGGAGAGGAAGAGCAGAGGGAGCAUGAGGAGGAGGGUGGGGAGGAGGAUGGGGAGGAGGAGGAGGAGGAGCACGAGGAAGAGGAUGAGGUGGAGGAAGGUUAUGAGGAGGAGGAGGAUGGGGAGAAGAGGAAGGAGAUUGAGCGGUGGAUUGAGGUGGCAGAGAGGGAGCUGGCGCAGCAGAGCCCGGGGGCUGGCAGCAGGCGCAGUGGCAGCGGGGUGAGCAGCAUUGACCUGAGCUUUGAGGUUGAUAUCAGCAGGAGUAGGAGUAGGAGCAGGAGCACGAGUGGGAGUGGGAGUGGGAGUGAGAGUGGAAGUGGGAGUGGGAGUGGGGGUGGGAGUGAGAGUGAGAGUGAGAAUAGGAGCAGGAGCAGAAGCCGCAGUGCGAGUGAGACAGAGGGGAGUGGGAGUGAGAGAGAGGGGGCGAGGGGGAGUAGAAGGAGUGGGAGGAUGAGCAGUGAGGAGGUGAGUGAGGAGGGAUCAGAGCGAGUGAGGGUGAAGAACAGUGUUAGCAGCAGAAGCAGAAGCAAAGGCAGCAGAAGCAUGCCUCGCAGUGGGAGAAGGAGCAGAAGCAGGAGCAGAAGCAACCACAGCAGCAGAGCAAGAAGCAGGAGCAUUCACAGCAGCAGGAGCGGGAGCAGGAGGAGGAGCAGGAGCAGGAGCAGGGGCAGCAGUAGGAUCAGGAGCAGCAGAAGUGGAGGGAGUGGGAAAAGGGAGAGUGUGGCGGAUAGUGCAAACGAGGGGGUGAGUGUGGGAGGGAGUGAGAGGGGAGGUAAAACUGGUAGUGCGAGCACGAGAAGAAGCGAUAAGACACAGAGCAGUAGCGUGAGCGAGCGAGCGAGUCACCACUUGCACGCGAGAGAGGGGAGGAGUGUGGACGGGAGUGUGAAAUCAAGUGAGAGCGAGAGAGGAAGCGCCAGCAAGAGUGUGAGUGGUAGUUGGAGCGAUGGGACGAGCAAGCACAGUGCUACAGGCAGUGCUACAGGCAGUGCUACAGGCAGUGCUACAGAUAGUGCUAAGGGAUCCGAGACUCAGAGUGGCAGUGAGCGGAGUAGUAGCAUCAGUGGGAGCAGCCCUGGAAGCGAUGUGAGAGCGAGGGGUGGUAGCAGAAGCAGAGGAGAGAGGACGAGUGGAAGCCAGCACUCUAAAGCCUCAGAUAGCGAUGUUUCCAGUAGUGUGAGUGAGCAUGGUAGUGGGCAUGGGAGUGUGCAUGGUAGCGAACAUGGGAGUGGCGUGUUGAGUGGAUCACAUAGUGAAAAUGAGAGCGGCGUGCUCAGUGGGCUGCAUUGUGAGGAGGUUCGGAGUGAGAGACAGAGUGUGACCGCCAGUGAAGGUGAGGGGGGUGGAAAGGGGACUGGGAAGGGCAGUGUGAGUGGAAACGAAGGGGGAGGCAGUGUGGAGAACAGUGACUCGGAGAAUGUACGGGGGAAUAAGUCUGAGAGAGCAAGUGAGGGAGCGAGUGAGGGAGGGAGUGAGGGAGGGAGUGCGAGGGGGAGUGAGAGCCUGAGAAGCAGCAGAAGCCAUAGCACUUACAGCAGCACGCACAGCAUGGCAAAGAGUGAGCACAGCAGCCUACACAGUCAGCACAGCAGCCGACAUGGUCAGCACAGCAGUACACACAGUCAGCACAGCAGCCGACAUGGUCAGCACAGCAGCACACACAGUCAGGACAGCAGCCCACACAGUCAGCACAGCAGCCCACACAGUCAGCACAGCAGCCCACACAGUCAGCACAGCAGCCCACACAGUCAGCACAGCAGCCCACACAGUCAGCACAGCAGCCCACACAGUAAGCACAGCAGCCCACACAGUCAGCACAGCAGCCCACAAAGUCAGCACAGCAGCCCACACAGUCAGCACAGCAGCCCACACAGUCAGCACAGCAGCCCACACAGUAAGCACAGCAGCCCACACAGUCAGCACAGCAGCCCACAAAGUCAGCACAGGAGCCCACACAGUCAGCACAGCAGCCCACACAGUCAGCACAGCAGCAACGCGCAUAGCAGCAGGAGUGCGGCCAGCCGUUCUGCCAGCAGUGACAGCAGGAGUGGUGCGAGCAGCGGGCAUGCGGAAAGUAAUGCUGACGGUGCUGCUAGUGUUGCUAAUGCAUUGAGCAGAAGAAGCGAUGCGAGUGCUGGUAGUGAAUUCAGUCCAGAAAGUGGUGAUGGCGCUGCUGGAGUCACCCAAGCUGACAGCACAGGCAGUGAGCGGUCCAGAGCUAGUGGCAGCAUGAGCAAAACGAGCAGCGUGAGCAGAGGGAGUAGCAAGAGCAGGGGGAGCAGCAUGAGCAGCCACAGGUCGAGUGGUAGUGGGAGCAUGGGGAAGAGGAGCAGUGUUAGCAGGGAGGGCAGCUUCAGCAGUCGUGGGUCGGAUGGGGGCAGCCAUGAGGAGGGCAGCCAUGAGGGUGGUUCAAGGAGUGGUGAGAGUGAAGGGGAGGAUGCGUGGGGAGCAGUGGAGGAGAGUGGAGUAUUGGAGAGUGGAGUAUUGGAGAGUGGAGUAUUGGAGAGCGGAGUGAUGGAGGGAAGUGGAGCAUUGGAGUUUAGCAACGACGUGGAGAGGUUAAGUGAUGAGGAAGAGGAGAGGGAGGGACAGGGGGCUGAGGUUGAGGAUCAAGAGAGCGAGAGAGGUGGUGCAGAUGAUGUGUGGAGCAGUGACGGUGACGCAUGGCCCGAGGCAGAGGCAGAGGCAGAGGCACAGGAGGUAUCGGAGGGUGCAGGCGUGACUGUUGAUGGCCUAGCGAUGAAGACAGGAGCAGGGGCAGUGGAAGGAAGAGGCGUAGGGGCAGGGGGAGGAGCAGACACAGAGAGCGUGGAUGGGGCAAGGGGCAUCCUGGAGAGUGACGGUGAGGAGGAGGCGAGCUGGGUCAGCAGUAACUUGUCUGCACUGCAGCAGGUGAAGCUGGCGCCUGGACACGUGGCAGAUGGUGAUUGGACAGAGGAGUGGGAGGGGGAGCAGCAGCAGAAGGUGCAUGCACAGGGCGAAGAGGGUCGGGCAAUUGAGGAUAGGGAGUUGGGAGGGAAGGAGGGGCCUGUGGAAGGAAAUAUGGAGGUUAAUCGCCAGGUGAAUGAUCAGGUGGCUCAGGAGGGGGUGCAGCAGGUGGACCGCCAGGUGAAUUAUCAGGUAGUUGAGCCAGCUGGUGAGCAGCAGCAGCAGCAACAGGGUGAAAGGGAGGCAGCAGACGGGGCGGCAGAGAGCAUAGGAGGAGUGGGCAAGGGUGGGGUCAUGCGGCAGAUCGGCGAGGAUGCGUACGAGUAUGAUAUGGGGGGUGAUGUGUAUGAGGGUGAGCUGGACUGGAGCAGAGAUGUGGGCGAUGGGGGGGUGGGCAUGCAGGGGUGGUCGGGUGAGUGGACGAGGGGGAGUGAGGUGUGGGGUGGUGCGAGUGGCGUGACAGGUGCUGGUGUGGAGGCAGGGGAUGGUGUUGAGGCCGAGUUGAGUGUGGAGGAGGGAGAAGGCAUGGUCAGCAGCGCAUCGGACGGGGCAGGUGGGGUGGUGGAGCUGAUGGGAGAGUUGGAGGGGACAGAGGGCAGUCCCUUGGAUGCUGAUGCUGGGAUGACAAGAAGUGCGCUGGAGUUUGAGGAGUCAGUUAGUGCUGUCGCUAUUGCUGCAUCCUGCUGUGCUGGUGGUGGUGCUGGCAGUGGUGCUGGCAGUGGUGUUGGCAGUGGUGUUGGCAGUGAUGCUGGCAGUGAUGCUUCGAGCAGCAAAAGUGAUGAGGAGGGGGGCGAAAAAGAAACGGCUGUCAGGGAUGUUGAGGAGGAGGAGGCUGAGGAUGAGCCGGCAGAAGAAAGACAGGAGGAGGAGACUGAGAAGGGGGCAGAGCAGGAGGUGGAGGAAGAGGAGGAGGAGGAGGAGGAGGAGGAGGAAGAGGAGGAGGAGGAGGAGGAGGAAGAGGAGGAGGAGGAGGAGGAGGAAGAGGAGGAGGAGGAGGAGGAGGAGGAAGAGGAGGAGGAGGAAGAGGAAGAAGGGAAGGAUGAAGCACCAGAGGGGGCAGAAGGGGCAGAGGAGGACGAGGCGGAGUGGAGCGACUUGUCGAGUGAAGCGGAGUGGAGCAGCAUGGAGCUGGCGGCCACCCAGUCCCCUUUUGCCCCCUCUCCUCUCCAGUCCAUCAGCCCCUACGCGUCUCUCUCCCCACUGCCAUCCAACGCCCCGAGCUCAGUUGUGCCUCUAGACUGCACUGCUGUCAGCCUCGCUCUUGAACGGCAACAGGAGCAGCAGGAGGAGAAGGAAUCAGGGGCAGAAUCUGGGGAAGAAGUGGAGGGGGAAGAGGAGGAGCAGGAGGAGGAGGAGGAGGAGGAGGAGGAGAAGGAGGAGAAGGAGGAGAAUGAGGAGCAAGAGGAGGAGGAGGAGAAGGAGGAGCAGGAGGAGGAGGAGAAGGAGGAGCAGGAGAGGGAUGAGGGGCUGGAAGGGCAGGGCGGCACAUUCUCUUUUGCCGCUGGCAGCCCAUCUCUAGCGCUGCCCCUCGCCAGCCCUGCUGCGUUGCCUCACGAUCGAAUCACCGGGGAGGCGGACGAGGCUCAAGUCUCUCUUCCCACCACUCCUGCGCCUCAAUGCGCCUCUCCCCAUUCGUCUCCUGGGUCUCAAUGCGCCUCUCCCCAUUCGUCUCCUGGGUCUCAGUGCGCCUCUCCCCAUUCGUCUCCUGGGUCUCAGCGCGCCUCUCCCCAUUCGUCUCCUGGGUCUCAGACUCAGCGCGCCUCUCCCCACGCAUCUCCUGCCUCUGCUUUACCCCUUCUUCCUGCAACCCACCCUGCUUCGUCACCUGCCAGCCCUGCUGACGUGGCAGUCUCUGCUGACGUGGCAGUCUCUGCUGAUGUCGUAACGGCUGGGCGUGACGCCACUGGCCCACCUGAAAGCCCUGUUCUGGAGUCACGCUCGAUUCCAGCUGCUGGUGUUACCAAAUCACCUGACACGUCACCUGGGGCUGCACCUGACAUGGCACCUGGAAAAAGCUCUGCCUCUGUUGAGGUGCUCCCUUCAGGUGCUGUCUCUGUUGUUCUGCCCUCAGGUGCUGUUUCCGUCGUGCUACCUUCAGGUGCCGUGUCUGUCAUGCUGCCUUCAGGUUCUGUCACUGUUGCGCUGCCCUCAGGUGCUGUCUCUGUUGGUUCAGGUGCCAGCCCUGAUUCAUAUGCUGUGAAUUCACCUGAGGCAGCUGGAACAAGAAUGGAUCAGAGUGAGUGGGAAGACUUGAGGGUGGCAGAGGUUGAGGAAAAGGGGGAGAGUGAGAGUGGGAGUGAGAGUGUUGGUGAGAGGGAGAGGGAUGAGGAAGAAGGGGAGGCGCAUGAGGGAGAGAGUGAGAAGUGGGAGGAAUCAGAAGAGUGGAGCGAUGCUGGUCUGGAUGCGGUAACCAGUGAUGCUGGUGAUGCGGUAACCAGUGAAGCUGGCGAUGCGGUAACCAGUGAGGCUGGGGAUGCGGUAACCAGUGAAGCUGGCAAUGCGGUAACCAGUGAAGCUGGCAAUGCGUUAACCAGUGAUGCUGAUGUGGCUGUGGUCAUCAGCAGUGCUGGUACGGAGGAGAUCGGGAGUGGAGGGAGCGUUGAGGAGGCAGGAAGAGAGGUAGGGGAGAGUGAAACGGCAGGUGAUGAGGGCGGGGAGAGUGAUGUUAGUGACAAGGAAUGGUCUGACAUGGAUGGAAGUGAGAGCGAAGGGAGUGAGAACGAGGGGAGUGAGAACGAAGGGAGUGAGAACGAAGGGAGUGAGAACGAAGGGAGUGAGAACGAAGGGAGUGAGAACGAAGGGAGCAAGGCAGAAGCUUCUGAAACUAGGGUGAGAGAAGACACUGAUGGGGAAACUAGGGAUGCGAGUGAGGGGGAGGAGAGUGGGAGAGAGUCACCUCAAGAGGGAAAUGAAGUGGUCACAGAAGAGGCCACGGUGGCCGCGAGUGAGGAAGCAAGGGAGGCAGCAAGCAAGGAAGCAAGCGAGGCAGCAAGGGAGGAAGCAAGCGAGGCAGCAAGCGAGGCAGCAAGCGAGGCAGCAAGCGAGGCAGCAAGGGAGGAAGCAAGCGAGGCAGCAAGCGAGGCAGCAAGCGAGGCAGCAAGCGAGGCAGCAAGCGAGGCAGCAAGCGAGGCAGCAAGCGAGGCAGCAAAUGAGGCAGCAAGCGAGGCAGCAAGCGAGGCAGCAAGCGAGGCAGCAAGCGAGGCAGCAAGCGAGGCAGCAAGCGAGGCAGCAAGCGAGGCAGCAAGCGAGGCAGCAAGCGAGGCAGCAAGCGAGGCAGCAAGCGAGGCAGCAAGCGAGGCAGCAAGCGAGGCAGCAAUUGAGGUGAUGGAAUCUCAAGCAGACACUGAUGCUUCCAUCGCGGUCCCAGCCUUGCAUGCUGCAGCAGGUGGAGCCGAUGAUGACUCCCAUUCUGAAGAGGGCCAAUGGGGUGUGGCCGAGGGAGCAGAGGAGGGAGCUGUUGAAGGGACAGAGGUGGGGAGUGAAGGAGUAGCGGAAGCUGCUGAAGGGGGAGAGGCGGGUGUGAGCAGAGCGGAGGAUGGGGAGCCUUUGGAAGCACAGUCGGGCUUGGUGGGUCGCCAAGCAGCUUCUGAGUUGACAGUGGGCGAUGGAGCGACUUUUGAGUCGACUCAAGAGUUGACAGUGGGCGAUGGAGUGGUGACACUGGAAGAUAGCGAGUUGUUGGUAGCACAGGCAGGUGGGGUGUUGGCAGCACAGAGAGAUGCGACGCUAGAAGCAGCAGAGGCGGGGAGUGCAGUAGCAGCGGAAGCUGUUGAAAGGGAAGAGGCGGGUGCGAGCAGAGGGGAGGAUGUGGAGCCUUUUGUAGCACAGACUGGCUUUGUGGGUACGCAAGCAGCUUCUGAGUUAAGUGUGGGAGACAUGGCAGCAGCAGAGGCACGUGGGUUGUUGGAAGCACAGGGAGAUGAGACGCUAGCAGCAGAGGCAGGUGGCAUGUUGGCAGCAGAAGGGGAGAGCGACGAGUGGAGUGAUGUGGGGUCCGGUGUGGGUGAGUGGGAGGAGGAUGGGCGGUCCGGAGGAGAGGAGAGUGUGAGUGCAGGGGAAGGGGAGGUUGAGAGUGAGGGAGCAGGGGAGGCUGAUGACGGGAGUGAGGGGGAGAUGGAGGAAGUAGGAAGGAAGAAGGAUGGUGAUGUGGAGAGAGAUGAGGCCGAGAAGCAGGAGGAGGAUGUUGAGAGAGAGGAGGUCGACGAGGAGUGGGGGGAGAUGGAUGCCAGGGAAGGAGUCCUUGGCAGCAAAGAGCAGGAGGUGGUGCGAGCAAGCAGCACACUAGUGGCAGAAAGUGUGGGAGGAGACGGCAAUCUGCGUGCUGAUGAGAGGCGUGGGGAUGAGGUGACUUUUGAGUCAACUCAGCAGUCUCCUCGGCGUGUGGGUGAGGAGGACAAGGGGCAGGGUCGUGAGGAGCUGGAGGUUCUGCAGACGUCAGUUGAGGAGGGGGGUGUGGAAGAGAGGAGGGAUGAGGAGGGGGGUGUGGAAGAGAGGAGGGAUGAGGAGGGGGGUGUGGAAGAGAGGAGGGAUGAGGAGGGGGGUGUGGAAGAGAGGAGGGAUGAGGAGGGGGGUGUGGAAGAGAGGAGGGAUGAGGAGGGGGGUGUGGAAGAGAGGAGGGAUGAGGAGGGGGGUGUGGAAGAGAGGAGGGAUGAGGAGGGGGGUGUGGAGGAGGAGAAAGAGGAGGAGAGAGUGGAGGAGGAAGUUGCGGUGGCGAUUUUGCAUGCAGAUGCAGAAGGGAGUGGAGUGGAGUAUGAGAGAAGGAGCGAGAGCGAGAAUGAUAGGGAGCAGGCGAAGGAGAGUGAGGGUGAGAUGGAGAGUGAGGGUGAGAUGGAGAGUGAGGGUGAGAGGGAGAGGGAGGGUGAGAUGGAGAGUGAGGGUGAGAUGGAGAGUGAGGGUGAGAUGGAGAGUGAGGAGAGCAAAAGCGACACUGAGAGUGGGGGAAAGAAAGAAGAUGACAGUGAGAGGGGAAGUGUGAGUGUGAGUGUGAGUGGGAGUGAGAGUGAGAGCAAAAGGGACAGUGAGAGUGAGGUAGAGAGCGAAGGUGACAGUGAGAGGGGGAGUGAGAGUGCGAGUGAGAGGGAGAGCAACCAGGAUGGUGAGAGUGAAGGGGGGAGUGAGAGUGAAAGUGAGAGGAGGAGUGAGAGCGGAAGAAGUAAUGAGAGCAGAAGAAGUAGUGAGAGCAGAAGAAGUAGUGAGAGCAGAAGAAGUAGUGAGAGCAGAAGAAGUAGUGAGAGCAUGAGUGAGAAAGAGAGUGAGGUAGAGAGCAGGAGGGAGAGUAACAUGGGCAGUGAGAGUGAGGGGGAGAGUGCAAGUGAAAGCGAGAGGGCGAGUGGAAGGGACAGUGAGAGUGAGGGAUGGAGUGAGAGUGGGGGAGGAAGCGCAGACGAGCAGUUGAGGAAUGAGAGAGUGACUCAUCCAGAAGAGAGUGAUGCAGAAGAGGCUCUAGCCGGGUUGCACAGCGAGGGUUUGAGGGUUGGGGAGGCAACCCAGGAGGCACAAAGCGAGGCAGAUGCUGCCGGUAUCGCAGAAAGCGAGGCAGAUGCUGCCAGUAUCGCAGGGGCUGACAGGGAGGUAGCGGCUGGGAGACAGGUGGCGGUUGAUGCAGAGGCGGCGAUGGGUGGAGAUGCAGUGGCAGCGAUUGGUGGAAAAGCAGUGGCAGGGGGGGUCUAUCAAGCAGAGGUGGGGCUUGGGCAGGAAGGAGGAGGAGGGGUUGAGUGGCUGCAGGGGCACACUGGAGUAGAGGAGGGGUUAGUGAGGGAGGUGAAGGUGGAGGGCGAAACUGGGGGAGGUGGAGAGGAGGAAGAUGGAGCAGGGGUGGGUGGCGUGGAAGAGGCUGGAGAUUCAGUGGUGUCGACACAGGAAGAGAGUGGGGAGUAUGACGCCGCCGCUGCCGCUGCUGCUGAUGAUGAUGAGGCGACUGCAGGCGUUGAGGUGUCUCAGCAGGAGGAGGCUUCUGCUGGAGUUGAAGCAGUCACCGCAGACAAAGCAGAAGCGGUUACCAGUGCAAGCAGUGACCUGUGCAUUGCAGCGCCACUUGAGCCUGUGGCGUCAGGAGUCCCACCUGUCUCGAGUCCUGUCUCGCUGGCAAGCGCCCCUGCUGUCUCAGCCACCCCUGCUAUCUCAACAGUCCCUGCUGCUGUCAUUGCUCCCUCUGCUCCCUCUGUUGCUUCUCGCCCUGCCAAUUCCUGGAUCCGCCCAGCGCACCCUUCUUCGCACUCCGGCUCUGAUUCCGACUCUGACUGGUCCGACUCCGAACCUGCGCCCAAGCCUGUGCCGAUCCGAUCCUGGAGAGCAGGUGUGGCGAGCGCAGCAGCAGUGCCAGCAGCAGCACCCGCCCCUGUGCCUGCCGCCUCUCCUCGCCCCGCAGUAGCUGUGGGACGGCUGCGAAGUGACUUCCUCAACCGCUUCCAACAGCAGCAGCAGCAGCAGCAGCAGCAGCAGCAGCAGCAGCAGCAGCAGCAGGAAGUGGAGCAACCCUCUGUGGCUCCUCUUACAUCUCCCCAACAGCAACAGCAACAGCAGCCCUCUGAGCCUCCUGCUAUGCUUUUUGAGAAUUCUCAAGAGCAGCAGCAGGUUUCUGCAACUUCCCCUCGCUUCUCACAAGAAACACUACAAAUAGCCACUGCUGACUCAGCUGUUGAUGUGGAAUUUGCUGGUGACGUGGAACAAGCUGCUGAUGUGGAGCAUGCAGCUGAGGGUAAAGCAGAAUUAGCUGCUGAUGGGCAUGAUGAUGUGUUUGCCGAUGGGGACGGGCCUGCACUUGUGGAAUCUGCUGCUGACGUGGCGUCUCCUGCUGAUGUGGAUGCGAGGCCAUCUUCUCCAGAAGGGUCAACCAUCGGCAUGCAAGAUGCUGUUGAUGUGGCAUCUGAUGUGGCAUCUGAUGUGGCAUCUGAUGUGGCUUCUGAUGUGGCUUCUGAUGCCGCAAUCGCUGUGGCGUCUGGUGUGGCUGCUGAUGUGGCAUCUGAUGUGGCUGCUGAUGAAGCUCUGUGUGGGCCUGGAGGGGCUAGUUUGCUGCUGGCGAGUGGGGUGGUCGAACCCUUACUGGCGACGAAAAGGCGGGCAGAAGAGGUGGAAUCAGAAGGAACAGAAAGAGAAAGAAGAAGUGAGGCGGAAGGAGAGAAUGCGGUGGGAGCAGAAGAAUCAGAAAGACGUGAAUUCGAAAGAGAAAGCAAGGUGGAAGGAGAGAGGGAGGCGGAAGGGGAGAGUGGUAUGGAAGCAGAAGUGGUGGAGGCAGGAGAGGUGGAAGCAGGGAGUGACGUGGAAGCAGGGAGUGACGUGGAAGCAGGGAGUGACGUGGAAGCAGAGAGUGACGUGAAAGCAGGGAGUGACGUGGAAGCAGAGAGUGACGUGGAAGCAGUGAGUGACGCGGAAGCAGAGAGUGACGUGGAAGCAGAGAGUGACGUGGAGGCAGAGAGUGACGUGGGAGCAGGGAGUGACGUGGAAGCAGAGAGUGACGUGGGAGCAGGGAGUGACGUGGAAGCAGCGAGUGACGUGGAAGCAGAGAGUGACUUGGGAGCAGGGAGUGGCGUUGAAGACAAGCAGCCAGUCUCAGUCCCAGCAGGUGAAGCCGCAGCGGCACCAGCCCCAUCAGCACCUAACUCCGAAUCUGACUCUGCAGCCGAAGCCGAGGGGGUGGAGCAAGAGGGGGAAGGCAAGCGGCGUGCCUUGGAUGCGACAGGUGAAUCCGCAGCGGCGACACCAGCCCCAUCAGCGCCUAACUCCGAAUCUGACUCUGCAGGUGAAGCCGAGGAGGUGGAGGAAGGGGGGGGGGUGAUGGCACAGAAAGGGUGCUGCAGGUGGGGGAAGCUGUUGCUGCUGAUGGUGCCGAUGCUGAGUCAGAUGACGAAAUGGCCAACGCUGACGUGGGUGCAGCUGUUGGUGCUGAUGUGGCUGUUGGUGCUGAUGUGGCUGCCGUUGAUGCCGCCACUGGUGUGGGUGCAGCUGUUGAUGCACUUGCUAAUGCUGAUGCGAUUGCGUUCGUUGACGCGGCUGCAGAGGUUGCGUCAAAAGCUUCAUCUGAUUCACCUACAAUACUACCUGAUUCACCUGCUGUGCCUCAUUCACACGAUGUGCCUCAUUCACCUGCUGUGCCUCAUUCACCUACUGUGGCUGAAGUUGUUGCUCUGCUUGAUUCACCUCCGGUGCCCCAUGCGCCUGCUGGGGCGGAACCACCUGCUUCUCCCCCUGCGUCUGACACGCAGUCAGUGGCUCCAAUCGAGAGGGAGGAGGAGGAGAGGGAGAGGGAGGAGGAAGAAAAGGAGAGCGAUGAGGAAAGGGAGGAGGAGAGGGAGGAAGAGAGGAAGAAGGAGCGGGAGGAGCUGGAGCAGAACGAAGAUAGGAUUUCGCCUGCUUCCCCUGCUGUUGCUGAAGCACCUUCUCUCAGCCCCGACUUCGCCCCUGCCUCUGACUCGCAGUCAGUGGCUUCGAGUGAAAGGGAGGAGGAGGAAGAGGAGAGGGAGGAGGAGGAAGAAGGGAGUGAGGAGGAGGAAGAGGAGAGGGAGGAGGAGAGGGAGGAGAAAGAGGAGCGGGAUGAGGAGAGGGGGGAGGAGAAGGGAGAUGAGAUAUCGCCUGAUUCCCCUGCUUGAAAGGGAGAGGGAGGAGGAGAGGGAGGAGGAGAGGGAGGGGCUGGAGCGGAAGGGAGAUGAGAUGUCACCAGCUUCCACUGCUGUUGCUGAAGCUCCUUCUCUCAGCCCCGCCUCCGCCCCUGUCUCUGACUCGCAGUCAGUGGCUUUGAGUGAAAGGGAGGAGGAGGAAGAGGAGAGGCAGGGAGAAGAAGAGGAGAGGGAGGAGGAAGAAGAGGAGAGGGAAGAAGAAAGAGAGAGGGUGGAGCAGAAGGAAGACGCGAUCUCGCCUGCUGUUGCUGAAGCGUCUGCUCUCAGCCCCGCCCCUGCGUCUGACACACAGCCAGUGGCUCCAUGUGAGAGGGAGGAGGAGGAAGAGGAGAGGGAGGAUGAGGAGAGGGAGGAGGAGAGGGAGAGGGAGGAGGAGAGGGAGAGGGAGGAGGAGAGGGAGAGGGAGGAGGAGAGGGAGAGGCUGGGGCAGAAGGGCGAUGAGAUAUCGCCUGAGUCCACUGCUGUUGCUGAAUCUGCUUCUCCCAGACCUGCCUCCCCCCCUGCCCCUGACAAACAGUCUGUGGCUCGGAGUGAGAGGGAGGAGGAAGAAGAGGAGAGGGAGGAGGAGAUGGAGGAGGAGAUGGAGGAGGAGAGGGAGGAGGAGAAGGAGAGGCUGGAACAGAAGGAAGAUGCAAUCUCGCCUGACUCCCCUGCUGUUGCAAAAGAGCCUCAUCUCAGCCCCGCCUCCUCCCUUGUGUCUGACGCGCAGUCAGUGGGUCGAAGUGAGAGUGAGGAGGAGGAAGAGGGGAGGGAGGAGAAGGAAGAGGAGAGGGAAGAGGAGAGGGAGCAUGAGAGGGUGGAGGAGAGGGAGAGGCUGGAGCAGAAGGAAGAUGCAAUCUCGCCUGACUCCCCUGCUGCUGCUGAAGCGCCUUCUCUCAGCCCCGCCUUCGCCCCUGCAUCUGAUGAGGAGAGUGGGGGAUUGACGGAGAAAACCGUGGGAGAGGAAAGAGGUUUGGAGGGAGAGGAUGUGGAGGCAGAGAGGGUGAAGGACGAGAGUGUGGAGGGAGAGAGUGUGGAGAGAGAGAGUGUGGAGAAAGCGAAUGUGGAGCUUGAGAAUACUGGGGCUGGAGCAGUGGCAGUGGAUGCUAGCAGCGCUGGUGGCGAGUGGAUAGUCAAGGCUGUCUCAGUGGCAGUGCAGGCAACAGAGGGAGGAGAGCUUGGUGGCGAGCAGAUAUUUGAUGCCGCAGAGGUGGAAGGAGGAGAGGCAGUGGACGGAGAAGCAAAAGUGGAAGAAAGAGCGGCGGAGGAAAAAGCAGCAGUGGAGGAGAAAGCAGCAGUGGCGGCAGAAGAAGCAGCAAUGGGGGAGGGGCAAGCAGCAAUGCGGGAGGGGCAAGCAGCAGCAGCAGUUGAUACAACAGCCCCCUUGGACACCAUUCCCUCUCGCCCUGCCAAUUCCUGGAUCCGCCCAGCGCAGCCUUCUUCCCACUCCGGCUCUGAUUCCGACUCUGACUGGUCCGACUCCGAACCUGCACCCAAGCCUGUGCCCAUCCGAGCCUGGAGAGCAGGUACGGUAUUGGCAGUAGCUGCUGCUACUCCUGCCACCUCUCCUCCCCCCCCAGCAGCUGUGGGGCGGCUGCAAAGUGACUUCCUCAACCGCUUCCAGCAGCAGCAGCAGCAGCAGCAGCAGCAGCAGCAGCAGCAGCAGCAACAUGCUGUGCAAGCCAUGGGGGAUGGCAAGGCAGAGGGGGCGAUGGAAGCGGAUCUGACAAUAAUGGAGGUGAAGGGAGAGGGUGUGACAAUAAUGAAGGUGAAGGAAGGGGGCUUACCUAUGGUAGGGCAUGAGGAGAAGUCGCUGACAACUACAGAGGCUGAGGAAGAGAGAGAGGAGGAGGCUAAGGAGGAGAUGGAGGAAGGGUAUAAGGAAGAGAGGGGAGAAGGGGAUGAGGAAGAGAGAGAGGAGGAGGCUAAGGAGGAGAUGGAGGAAGGGUAUAAGGAAGAGAGGGGAGAAGGGGAUGAGGAAGAGAGAGAGGAAGAGGCUAAGGAGGAGAUGGAGGAAGGGUAUAAGGAAGAGAGGGGAGAAGGGGAUGAGGAAGAGAGAGAGGAAGAGGCUAAGGAGGAGAUGGAGGAAGGGUAUAAGGAAGAGAGGGGAGAAGGGGAUGAGGAAGAGAGGGAGGAAGACGUAAAGGAGGAAAGAGGAGAAGAGGCUAAGGUCGAGAGAGAGGAAAGGGCUCGGGAGGAGAGGGAGGUAGAGGCUAAGGUGGAGCGGGAGGAAGAGGCUAAGGCGGAGAGAGAGGAAGAGGCUAAGGCGGAGAGAGAGGACGAGGCUAAGGCGGAGAGAGAGGAAGAGGCUAAGGCGGAGAGAGAGGAAGAGGCUAAGGCGGAGAGAGAGGAAGAGGCUAAGGCGGAGAGAGAGGAAGAGGCUAAGGCGGAGAGAGAGGAAGAGGCUAAGGUGGAGAGAGAGGAAGAGGCUAAGGCGGAGAGGGAGGAAGAGGCUAAGGAGGAGAGAGCGGAAGAAGAGGCUCAGGGCGAUGCUGUCGUGGCUGCCUCUUCCCCUCCCCCACUCUCCGCCCCUCACCCUCCCACCCUCCUCCCGUCAGCACAGCUACCCACACCUGCUGCCACCAUCGAGCCUUCCUCUUCUUCUCCCCUCACCGCGCCUGCUGUCACUAUCAAGCCACGCGCCCCAGACUCUUGGAUGAGGCAAAAGAACCGCUCUCCCUCCGACUCAGGCUCGGACUCUGACUGGUCUGACUCCGAACCUGCACCCAAGCCUGUACCCAUCCGAGCCUGGAGAGCAGGCACGGGGAGUGCUGUAGCGGCAGUAGCAGCAGUGCCUGCCGCUGCCUCCCCUCCCCCACCAGCAGCUGUGGGGCGGCUGCAAAGUGACUUCCUCAACCGCUUCCAACAGCAGCAGCAGCAGGCCCCUGCGACUUCUCCUGGACAACUGUCGACUGCUACUGGUGCUGCUGAUUCUGAUAGUUCUUCUGUUGCCACCACUACUUCGAAGGGCGGUGUUUCUGGUGGUUCCGGUGAUGUGGUGGGAGCAGCGACGCCAGCAGCAGAGACAGGCGCAGCAGGAGAGGUUGGGGAAAAGAGUGGAACGGAAGGUGAAGCAGCAAGAUCAGAUAACAGCCAAGCAGAGGGCAGUGAGAGUGUUGGUGGAAGGGCGAGUCUCGCAGGGCUGCAAGCAGAGACGACUCCAGAGGCACACAGAGAGAAAGAGGCAGAGGCAGGGGAGGAUGGAGAGGCGGCAGGCGGUGAGGCAGUGGGACAGGCGGCAGCAGUAGAGGUAGUGGAAGAGGGGGUGGCGGAUGCACCCAGCCCUGCAGCAGAUGCACCUACUCCUGCAGCCGAGGAGCCAUCACCUACCACACCCAUUGCAGCACCAGAGGCCGCCUUUGCUGCUCCUUCCAUCACCUCCCCUCAACCCCUCUCCUCCCCUCAACCUUCCACUCCUCUCCUCGCCACGCCUGCCAUCACCAUUAAGCCACGCGCUGCAGACUCGUGGAUGAGGCGGCCCAACCAGGCCAAGUCCGACUCAGGGUCGGAUUCCGACUGGUCUGACUCCGAACCUGCACCCAAGCCUGUGCCGAUCCGAUCCUGGAGAGCAGGUGUGGCGAGUUCAGCAGCAGUGCCAGCAGCAGCAGCCCCAGAGCCUUCCGCCUCGCCUACCCAAACAGCAGCCGUGGGGCGGCUGCGAAGUGACUUCCUCAACCGCUUCCAACAGCAGCAGCAGCAGCAGCAGCAGCAGCAGCAGGCCUCCCUGCCUCCUCUUAAAUCUCCACAACAGCAGCAGCAGCAGCAGCAGCAGCAGCAGUUUUCUGUGUCUCCUCGUGUGCAACCUCACAGCCCCGAGGUUGCUGCUUCAGUUGGUGCUGCUGCUGCUGCGGAUGAUGUUGCUUCCACUGCCACCGCUGGCGGUGCUGCCCCUGCUGCUGCAGCUGAGAGCGCCGUUUCUGUCGGUUCUACCACAGUGGCAACCGAUAGCGCCUUUACAGCUCCUGCUGCUGGUGCAGCAGCCGCUGUGGUUGUAGCCGCAGCUGCUGCUGUACCUGGUGUUAUGCAGGGGAAGGAACUGGGAGGCUUGGGACGUGGAGAGGGCGUUGUAAGCACGGGAGAAGGGGGAGAGGGUGGAGAGGGUGGCCCAGAAGACGACGAAGCGGGUGGAGUGAGCAUUGGUAAAAGGGGGCCAGUGACAGUGGGAGUGGAAGAGGCUGUGGCCGGGGGAGCAGAGACAGCUGCAGAGGAGGGCAGCACGUCAGCAGCCGAGUUGGCAGCAGAGGGAAGUGGGGAGGUGGAGAACGGUUCAGAGGCAGCAAUGGUGGUGGUUGGGCCUGACGAAGAGAAGACAGGGGAGUUGGUGGGAGAGGGAAGGGCGCAGGCGGAUGGGGGUGCGGAGGAGGAGGGUGUAGAGGAGGGGGGGAAGCAGUGGGAGGACCAGCAGGAGUGGGAGGAGGGGGGGGAGCAGACUUGGGAGGAGGAACAGGGCGAAGAAGAAGGGGAGGAAGGAAAAGAAGACAAAGAAGAGGAAGAAGCAGAAGAAGCGAAAGAGGAAGAGGGAAGUGCUACAGAGGGCAAAGAGGAGUCUGAGGCAGAGGAGGAGGAUGCAGAGGGAGAGGAGGAAGAAGGGAGUGAGGGAGGAGAGGCGAGUGAAGCGGGGUCCUCCGAGGAAGUGACUGUGGAAGUGACAGAGGAGUAUGAGGAAGUUACGGUUGAAGCAACAGAGGAGUAUGAGGAAGUCACUGUAGAAGUUACAGAGGAAUACGAAGAGGUAACCGCAGAGGUGACCGAGGAAUAUGAAGAAGUUACAGUAGAGGUUACAGAAGAGGUGACAGAGGAAUAUGAGGAAGUUACUGUGGAGGUUACAGAAGAGGUGACAGAGGAAUAUGAGGAAGUUACAGUGGAGGUUACAGAAGAGGUGACCGAGGAAUAUGAGGAGGUGACUGUGGAGGUUACAGAGGAAUACACUGAAGAGGAAGUUACUGUAGAGGUUACAGAGGAAGUUACUGACGAGGAUGAAACUGAGGAGGCCGCAGAGGAGGCGACAGAAGCAACUGGUGGAAAAGAGGCAGAAAGCAACGAGGGACAAGAGGGGGAGCAAGAGGAAGAAGAUGGGCAGCAGGAGGAGGAACACGAGGAGGAGUAUGAAGAAUACGAGGAGCAGGAAGAGGAAGAGGAAGUGGAGGAGCAGGAGGAUGAGGAAGAGGAGGAAAGCGAAAAAGAGAGCACGAGCAGCAGCCCCAGCAGCACCGGAAGCAGCCCGAAGAAGAAGGCUGAAGAGAAGCAGGAGGAGGAGGAUGACGAGGAAACAAAGCUAAGGAGGCAGGAGCAGGAGGAGCGCAACGCGGAGGAGCAGCGUAAGCUGCGGCUGCGCGUGGCCAGCAUGAAGCGCUUCAACGUGGUGCUCGGGGAGCUGCGCCUGCGCCAAGGCAUCCGCGGGGAGGGGGAGGAAGACGGCGGGGCCUCUGGUGGUGCUGGUGGUGGUGGCGGUGCUGCAGUGGUGCAUGCGGGGGUGGCGGCAGCAGCAGUGGCGCCUGUUGCGCUGCCUGCCAUGGCUGUUGCUGGUCGACCCAACCCACACAGUCCAGGAAAGGUAUGAUAGUAAGUUCGUUUUGAGUCGACUCAAA